Messenger RNA from Brassica napus (rape), 2085 nucleotides. RefSeq lists its product as uncharacterized. NCBI's taxonomy places the organism in Eukaryota, Viridiplantae, Streptophyta, Magnoliopsida, Brassicales, Brassicaceae. The coding region runs from base 1 to 2085 and encodes 694 amino acids. The record is from RefSeq and is a predicted model, not a curated record. Gene Ontology annotation, molecular function: nucleic acid binding; RNA-DNA hybrid ribonuclease activity. The transcript is spliced from 3 exons.
AUGCGGGAAACAACUCAUGGAAGCUAUGCAUCCUUGUACAAGCUGAAACAAACUAAUGACACUGAGGACAAGCUAAAACCAGCUGAAAAGCGUGUGUAUGAGUUGAAACCAGCUGAAGAGCGUGUAUAUGAGCUGAAACCAGCUGAAGUGAGUGUAAAUGAGCUGGAUGAGCUAAGUGAGCUAAGUGACAUUGAUCUGGAGCUAGAUGAGCUGAGUGACACUGAAGAUGGAGCUGGUUUAGCUGCUGGACGAAAUGGGCCUUUAGCUAGGCUGAGUGAGUGCACUGAGUUUCUACGGUGCUUGAAGUUGUAUGAAGAUUCAUCUGGUCAGGUCAUUAAUUUUCAAAAAUCAGCUGUUACCUUUGGUGCUGCAGUAGACCCAGUUAUGAAGAGGCUGAUACCUGAGCUACUUCACAUUGAUAAUGAGGGCGGUGAUGGGAAGUACUUAGGCCUUCUGGAGUGCUUCAGUGGCUCAAAGCAGAAGCUACUUGCGUUUAUUGGUGAGAAACUAAAAAAGAGAUUACGAGGAUGGUUUGCCAAAAAGCUUUCCCAUGGCGGAAAGGAGGUCCUCCUCAAAUCUAUUGCUAUGGCUCUUCCGGUUUAUGCGAUGUCAUGCUUCAGGUUAACUAAACACCAUUGUCAAAAAAUUAUGAGUGCUAUGGCUAGCUUUUGGUGGGAUGAAGAUGGAGAGAAGAGAAAGAUUCAUUGGAUUGCGUGGAAGAAAAUCUGUGUGCCAAAAGACAAAGGAGGACUGGGGUUUCGGGACAUAGAGGACUUCAAUCAGGCGCUGCUUGCUAAGCAAGCAUGGAAAUUGUAUAAUGAACCGAACAGCUUAUUGGCGCGAGUCUAUAAGGGCCGGUACUAUGCAUCCUCGACCAUUCUUGAGUGCGGUAAAGGAUAUAGACCUUCUUAUGUCUGGAGAAGUAUAAUUUUUGGCAGGGAAUUACUGAGGAAGGGAUUGAUCAGAUCCAUAGGUGAUGGAAGAGAUACACAUGUGUGGACUGAUAAGUGGAUUUUGGAUGAAGUUCCUCGAAGACCGGUGAACAAACAACCAUGUUUUGAUGUCAACCUGAGAGUUUCUGAGCUCAUAGGUGAAGAUGGGAAAUGGAAAAUGGAAUUACUGCAGCAGCUCUUCCCACCAAAUGAGGUGGAUCGAAUCAAACAGAUUGGUGUUGGCAGAGUGAAAGACAGAGAGAUAUGGGCUUUCAACAAGUCAGGUGACUACACAGUUAAAAUUGGGUGCUGGCUCCUUACAAGCGUAACGUCAAACCGUGGAGACGAUCACAGGGUAGAAGAUCAGGCGGUAAUUGAAAUAAAGAAGCUUAUUUGGAAGCUACCGACGAUACCAAAGAUUCGUAUUCACGGUUUGAAGUUCAUGGAAGCGAGUACUUUUAAUCAGGAACGGCGACAAGCAAUCCCCUGGAUCCUCUGGACGAUAUGGAAGAACAUCAACAGCUUGUUAUAUGCGGAGACACAAGAAUCGCCAUCCCUGUUGGUUCAGAGAACGCAAGAGGAAGCAGCUUUAUGGAAUAAACUGAACAAGGCGAAGAGUAAUGGAGGGCAGGUGCAGGCUGAUAUGGGCAUGCCAAAGUACUGGUUUCCGCCAACACAAGGUAUGAUAAAAUGCAACCUUCAUGCUAGCUGGAGAAGUGAUAAACAAUUCAUAGGAGUAGCUUGGAUCACACGAAAUCAUCGAGGAGAUGUGUGUAUGCAUGCAAGAGACGCACUCGUACCUACCUCGGACAAACUGGCGGCUGAAAUGGAGUGUCUAUUGUGGGUACUUCGAAGCCUAAGGGAUCUGCGAAUAGAAGAGGCCAGUAUUGGAACUGAAUCUCAAAAGCUGAUAGAUGCAAUAAAAACUCCUGCUCGUUGGCCAAGAUAUAGGUGCUUACUUCGACAGAUAGAGACAGUUUGCUUGGAGUUUACUGUUAUCGAGUUUGAAGUAGAGUCACGGGAGUCUAAUAAGGUGGCAAGAAAGAUAUCUACAAGUGUUCUCCGUGAUGGACGACUACGUUCGUACCUUGCCUUGGGAGGACCGGCGUGGCUUCAUGAUCUCAUCCAGACUGAGGUUAUUGGUGAACUUUGA